Messenger RNA from Coniosporium apollinis CBS 100218, 765 nucleotides. RefSeq lists its product as uncharacterized. NCBI's taxonomy places the organism in Eukaryota, Fungi, Ascomycota, Dothideomycetes. The record is from RefSeq and is a predicted model, not a curated record. Bases 1 to 765 code for a protein of 254 amino acids. The transcript has a single exon.
AUGGCGCCAUCAAUUCCACCAGCAUCUCCUGUCUUUGUAACAGCCCUCCAGAAGCAGCAACAAGAGUCCACUCGUAGACGCCGUGAACAGCGAGCCUUCAACAUUGCACACGGAACUCCAGCCGCGUCCAUAGCUUCUCUUGGAAUCCCGAAGGCGCCUGUGACGCCCGCAAUUUACGCCAUAGAUCCCGUCACAAAUGAACCUUUUGAGCAAGUCCACGAACGCCUAGUCGAAGCCGCAUAUAUAGCCGAUCCAGGCUACUUUGUUCUUACCAGGCACGGCUGCAUCUACCACUUCUGGCACCGGUCUGAGACCUUCCUACGCGAUCAGCGCACGCUCUUCAUCCAUCCGAAUCUGGCGUUCAAAAUCGACUGUCGGGACCCACAGCGGCCAGCGACGUACGCGUACAUCUACACGCGCUGGUACUUCACCUAUUUCAUGAAGCUGCCCUGGCCGGACCUUGUGAGAUUUGCUAGGGAACAUGGUCUGAUCACAGGCGAGCAAUGUGACUUUCUAGGCAAGCCAGGCUUGCGCCUCUGCAUUUGGCACGCUAGGCAACACUUCGAGGAGACGAAAGAUAGAAAGACCACAGAAACACUCCUCGAUGAGUUGGAUUGGGAUGCGGCAGUGCCGUAUUGCCAACUUCGCAAUGAGCGUCCCUACAAGGGCGAAGACGUCUGGAACGGCUUCUGGCGUGCGCCUCCGCCCAAACAGUACGUCCGUCUCCCGUCCAAGGGCCAUCCGAAAUACCCGUUGCCGCGUUGA